Molecule: messenger RNA, 2110 nt
Organism: Rubroshorea leprosula
Lineage: Eukaryota; Viridiplantae; Streptophyta; Magnoliopsida; Malvales; Dipterocarpaceae
Source: the annotation of a GenBank genome assembly
GUUUGUGUCAUAUUUGUAGUAUAUAUACAUACAAGUACCGCGCCUCGAUGGCUUUCCAAAUAGCAAAUCUUAAAAGGUACUUGUGUAGGCUCGGCGCUCUCGUCCGAUUCACCAAGGCUAGUUUUUUCUUAUCAGGUGAUCAACUAACCUUCAUAUCAAACAAUAAACUGAGUGCUGCAGGUUUGGUCUUUGGUAAUACCGUGGCCGAAUAUUCAUUUUUAGGUUUCUUGAUUGUAUUUAUCCGAAAAAAUUCGGGAUGGGACAGCCUGUGGUAUGAGGUAUUGGUUUCCACUGCCCGAGAGUGCUUCUCAGCAUUUUUGGCCAGUAUCCUAGCAUACGCAACGCAUCAACGCGUACGUCCAGUCAGAAUGAUUCUAGUCAAUCAUGCAAUUUUCAUCAUUGGUAUGCUGAUGCUACGGUUUCAUCAUCCGAUUUUGUUUUUCUUGGCAUUGGCACUUUUAUCAGUGGACAUUUCAGCAGACAAAUAUAUGGACGAGUUUCUCAUUGAUCAAUCGACAGUUGAUCAACCAACAGUUACUCAAUCAGAACAGGUUGCAGGUCAAUUGACAGUUAAUCAAUCGAAACAAGUUACAGAUCAACCAACAGUUACUCAAUUAGAACAGGUUGCAGGUCAACCGACAGUUAAUCAAUCGGAACAAGUUACAGAUCAACCAGCAGUUAAUCAAUCGAAACUGGUUAUAGAUGCUUGGUGGUUUAUAGCAGGAUUAGCAGGGGCCGUUAUGGGCGGGCUGCGGAUAUCAAGACUUCCAACAAGUGCACAGCUCUUUAUUUCAGCAAUUUUGGUGGGAAUUGGUUGCAUAUCAGUCUAUUAUUAUAGCAAACGUUAUGAGGUAUCUUCAGGAGAUCAUGAAGGGGAAAAGCAUGAAUUAAGGCCGCUUCUGAAGUUACUCCCUCUGUGGGCACCUUUUCUUAUAUUUUAUGUUGUUGAUGCGGCAGGUAGCGUCUUCUUUGAUUAUGAAGCUUAUUUGUAUAUAAUACAGAAAUUUUCUGGAAUCAUAGUGUCGCGUUUAAUUGAUUAUGUGAUCGUAAAGUUUUGCGGCAAGGUAAACCAACAAGUACAACAGCGCAUUAGGCUAGCGAAGAUUAUUUUCGGGAUGUUGGUUUGUUUUUUGCUCUGCAUUGACGCUUGGCAUGUUCAGGCUAAAGGAAAAUCAAAAGGCUCAUUCACCUUCACUCUACAGUUUAUCUUGUUAGGAAUUAUGAACGAAAUGGUUAAAGAAAUGUUGGGAGAAUACUUCCGUGACCAAGUACCAGAUCAAUCCAUGCAUCAUUUGGAAUUCACAUUCAAUAGCUUUGUGGAAGGAAUGGGACGAUUGUUAGCUGUGGUAUGUAUUCUAGUUUCUAGAAAUUGGAUUGAUGAGAAGAUCGAAAAGAUAGGAGAGGUCAAAAAUAGCCAAUUAGACAAAUGCUUUCGAACAUUGGCAUUUAUGAGCUUAUGUGCCUUAUUUAUGUUCGUAUAUCUAUCCAAUACCUGUUAUUAUAAGAAAAAAACAGAGGAUCGUGAUGUCAAUUUUGAGAACUUGGAAGUGGGUAGCGUCAGCCUCAACAGUAGCCGCCCUUGGGAAUCUCAAUCUUCCUCUCUACACUCAUUAUCAAUAUCACAAUCCACCGCUCACUUCCCAGGCAUUGAAUUCGUCUCUGCAAGUUCAGAAGCAACAGUACUCCCAAACUUCGAGAGUGCAGGAUCCUCUGUUAAUAGAGACUACUGGUCAAUUGUAAAAAGUUACCAAAUAUGCCAUCGCUUUUUAAGGUACAUCAAGGAACGCCGAGGAGCGAAAGAAAAGUCUAGUUGAUAACGAUUGCUUCACAAACUUGUUCUAAACUACUGUGAGUGGUUUCACUUUUGAUGACAGUGAUCUGUUAUUUUUAUGUUCUCAUUUUGUGCUGCUCUGUAAGUGUUUAUGGCUAGUUAUGUUAUGGAUGUGCUUAAUUGUUAAGAUUCAUCGUAAUUAAUUCUUGUAUGACAUAACUUGUGAACUUUUGUAUAUAUGACCCUUUGUAUUAUAUAUGAUUGUGCUUAUGUUACAAAUACUUAUAUGGUUUGCUAUCUUGAUUUUUACUUGUUCUACAUUAAACUCUAUUCUAGACA